This is a messenger RNA of Panicum virgatum (switchgrass), 1844 nucleotides long. RefSeq names its product putative magnesium transporter MRS2-G. NCBI's taxonomy places the organism in Eukaryota, Viridiplantae, Streptophyta, Magnoliopsida, Poales, Poaceae. The transcript has 4 exons. The record is from RefSeq and is a predicted model, not a curated record. Gene Ontology annotation, biological process: magnesium ion transport. The coding region runs from base 96 to 1532 and encodes 478 amino acids. Gene Ontology annotation, molecular function: magnesium ion transmembrane transporter activity.
AGUUGGGACCUCGACGACCGAACCCGCCGACCCAUCUCCAUCCCCGUGCCUGUGCCGUGCCGUGCCGUGCGGCCGUGCCACGCCGCCGCGACGCCAUGGGGAAGCGAUCCGGCGGCAGGAAGCUGCCGUUCUUCACCAGAUCCUCUUCAGCGUCGUCCUCCUCCAAGCGGAAUCGCUCCGCGCGCCGCCUCCCUAACCUUCCCAAGCAGGACAACGCGGCGAGGGCUCUUCUCGCAUCCCCCGCCGACGCCUCACCUUCCGCGACCCCGGCCGCCGCCGCGGCGAGGCCGACCGCGCAGCCGCCCCCUCCCAUCUCCGUUUCUGCGGGCGCCGGCGGUGUCGUGUCGGGUAAGGGCGGCAAGAAGAAGGGCGGCGCGCGUCUGUGGAUGCGGCUGGACCGGUGGGGUACCUCCGAGAUCGUCGAGCUCGACAAGGCCUCCAUCAUCCGGCGCACCGGUCUGCCCCCGCGGGACCUCCGCAUCCUCGGCCCUGUCUUCUCCCACUCCUCGAGCAUCCUCGCUAGGGAGAAAGCGAUGGUCAUCAACCUCGAAUUCAUCAGGGCGAUCGUUACUGCCGAGGAGGUCCUCCUGCUGGACCCUCUCGCGCACGAGGUGCUCCCUUUCGUUGACCAAUUGAGGCAACAUCUCCCUCUGAAGAGCCUGGUGGGUGGGAAUGGUGAAUGUGCCCCGGAUGGCAACGGGGAAAAGCAGGACGGCUCACCUGGAGGUCAGCUGCCCUGUCUUAAUGAGGCGACUGGGGCAGAGCACGAGCUUCCAUUCGAGUUCCAGGUGCUAGAGGUUGCGCUCGAGAUUGUGUGCUCGUCGCUGGACUUAAGCGUGGCCGACCUUGAGAGGCAUGCUACUCCGGUGCUUGACGAGCUGACCAAGAAUGUGAGCACGAGGAACCUUGAGAGAGUGCGGAGCCUCAAGAGUCUUCUUACCCGUUUACUUGCCCGUGUGCAGAAGGUGAGGGAUGAAAUAGAACAUCUUCUAGAUGAUAAUGAAGACAUGGAACAUCUGUAUCUAACAAGGAAGCAAGUACAAAACCAGCAGGUUGAGACUAUAAUGUCAUCUGCUACUUCCAACAGCAUUGUUCCCGCCGGAACAGGUGUGGCCAGGCUGAACUCUAGCUUUCGGCGUAGUGUGAGCAUUGCUACCAGCAUGCAUUUGGAUAAUGAUGUGGAAGAUCUAGAGAUGUUGCUUGAGGCCUACUUCAUGCAGCUGGAUGGAAUUCGCAACAGAAUUUUAUCGGUUCGGGAAUAUAUUGAUGACACAGAAGAUUAUGUCAACAUUCAACUCGACAACCAGCGGAAUGAACUCAUUCAGCUCCAGCUUACACUGACCAUUGCAUCCUUUGGGAUAGCUACCAACACAUACAUAGCAGGGGCUUUCGCAAUGAACAUCCCGUCCAGUCUGUAUAGCACUGACGGCAGCCUCUUUUGGCCAUUUGUCGGGGGCACCUCAUCGGGCUGCUUCGUAAUCUUCAUCAUCUUGUUAGGGUACGCCUGGUGGAAGAAGUUGCUGGGUCCUUGAACAUGAAGUGAAGGAAAGCCAUGGGAGAGAGUCUUGUCAUGGUUGCAGAAAGGAAGGAGGCACUUCUAGGUUAGAGGAGAACCACGGUAUAGCAAGAAUACCGUACAUAACAUCUCAUGAGUAGUCAAUAAGAUGAGCGCACUGUAAUUUCUCACCGGCACAAACUACAAGAUGAGAUGAUGUAAUAAUCAGUAUGCUGUCAUCUUAAUAUUAGUGGAUGUAGCACUUGCUGGCGAUUAAAAAAAUGUUGCGAUGAAAUUAUAGAUCCGCAAAUGCUUGUUUUAUGUACAGAUUUAUGUCUUUCUGUUCUAC